AUGUCGAUGGUGGUGAUUGUCGUUGAGUGGUUACGACGAAGAAAAGUGGGAAGGUGCAGAGUGAUGAGAAUCCUAAGGAUUGGCCAUGGCCAUUCCAAGUUUGAACUUGAGAUAGCAGUCCGGUUUCAUAACAACGCAGCAAAACUACUCAAUGGGAAGAUAUCAAAUCAGUCAAACACAUUGCUAGAAGUCUAA
Molecule: messenger RNA, 195 nt
Organism: Eruca vesicaria subsp. sativa (arugula)
Lineage: Eukaryota; Viridiplantae; Streptophyta; Magnoliopsida; Brassicales; Brassicaceae
Source: the annotation of a GenBank genome assembly